AUGGACGUCGAAGGGAUAGAGAACAAGACUCCUAUUCUCUGUGGACUCUUAACAUUGGCUAAAGUUCGCUCUGAGCGGCCCCCACCUCACUUGGACUCGAAAAUGGUUUGCUCCUGGCAGGGACUAGCCAUUGCUGGACUGGCAAAGGCAGCAGCUGCGCUGGGACGCAAAGAUUACAUUGACCGAGCUGUAAAGGCGGUCGAAUUUGUGAAGCGUUACCUGAUGGAAGAAAAUGGACAGUUGCUACGAGCAGCUUAUAGAGGAGAUGAUGACAGUGGUUUUCAUCGCUAUUCCGUUGACGAAGAGUGGCAUGUGCCCCACUUCGAAAAAAUGCUGUAUGAUCAAACUCAGUUACUUGGUGUGUAUGCUGAUUUCUGCCGACUUUUUGGCGAAAGGUUCCACUCCGUGGUAGCCGAUAUAGCUGAUUACAUGGAAGAGAGCCUAUCUCACAAGGAAGGUGGAUUUUACGCUGCAGAGGACGCAGAUUCCUUACCAACGGCGACAUCCGACAAGAAGAGGGAAGGAUAUUUUUGUGUGUGGGAAUGUCAGAAAGACCAAAAAAUUGGAGAUAAGGAUGCUGUGGAUAUUUUUUGUCGUUAUUACGACAUUCAUGAGAACGGGAAUGUAGACCGAUUUAAGCGAUUCGCAAUCGGAGAACUAAAACCACGUAAAAAUGUUUGGAGAAUAAGAAGUCUCACAUCGAAUUUUGCUGAUUGCCGUUUGGUUUACCAAAAUUCGGCUCUGAGCGGCCCUCCACCUCACUUGGACUCGAAAAUGGUUUGCUCCUGGCAGGGACUAGCCAUUGCUGGACUGGCAAAGGCAGCAGCUGCGCUGGGACGCAAAGAUUACAUUGACCGAGCUGUAAAGGCGGUCGAAUUUGUGAAGCGUUACCUGAUGGAAGAAAAUGGACAGUUGCUACGAGCAGCCAAAAAAAUGCUUAUAGAGGAGAUGAUGACAGUAAAUCCUCUGGGUUUUUUUUUGACAUUCUCCGACGAUUACGCUUUUCUCAUUCAAGGCCUUCUGGAACUCUACCAGAUUACUGCAGAUUUACAGUACUUGAAAAUGGCUGACGGCCUGCAGAAAGAGAUGGACACACUGUUUUGGGAUAAAGAAAAGGAAACUGGUUAUUAUAUUGCCAGCGAACAAGUCGAUGUAAAAGUUCGCGUCAUGGAAGACCAAGACGGUGCAGAGCCUUGUGCUAAUUCGGUGGCCGUGGGAAAUCUAGUGCGUCUGUUCGAUUUUCUCGAUAAAAAGGAAUAUAAGCAAAAGGCUGAGAAGAUAAUUCGAGCAUGUUCUACCAGGCUGGCAAAAUAUGUCGAGGAACUUUUGCAGAUUGUUGUUGUCGGCGAAGCGUCAAAUGAACUGGUGAAGAGUUUCCGGGAGGAGAUAAAUACGCACUACAUUUGGAAUAAUAACUCUUUCCUUACUGAAAGAAGUGAAGUGUACGCGGAUAUGUUGAAGAGAGAGGAGCCCACUGUGUUCAUUUGUGCCAAUUUCACAUGUGGUCCUCCAAUAACAUCUCUAGAUGAGCUAAAAGCAUCACUGAAGCAGCUAGUUGAUCAGAAAAUGUAA
Molecule: messenger RNA, 1572 nt
Organism: Cooperia oncophora
Lineage: Eukaryota; Metazoa; Nematoda; Chromadorea; Rhabditida; Trichostrongylidae
Source: the annotation of a GenBank genome assembly